GGUUGGACAGGUCGCGUGAAAGGUCGCUCGUUUACCAUAUGUUUGAUAACUACCUUAUCAAGGUUUUGAAAGUUGAGGUUUUUGUUUGGAUAAUGAAAUAAACAACGAUAAUAUUUCUAUUUUCUGCACAAUUGAAUGUUUGAUCGCGAAAUUACUCUUUCAUAGUCUAUAUCUAUGUAUAAUAUAAAUUACCCGGAUUACGUUUUACGCCGCUCAACUUAAGCAUUUAUUUAUCAUUUUUACAGUAAACUAAAAACCAAAUUGUAAAUAUUCAGAAAUCCAUCUUUGGUGUAUUUAACAUUUAUAUUUAUUUUUUUGUUAAUUUUUUUUUUUACAAAUGUACAAAAUACGAUUUCGAGUUUUGGCGUCAAUGUGCUUAUUGCAUUUAUGGAGUCGUUAGAUAUAUUAAAUCUGCGAGUUGACGAAUGUUCGUUUUUGGAGACAGCCUUGGUCGAUGUUAAACGUUACAUCAACACCUUCGUUUUAAAAAACAAAAUAAACGUGGUACUUAUUUUCCCUCCAGUGAGCGCACGUAAUCGGUUUUUAGUGCAUAAUCUAGUGCAGACAUUUUUUAACGAAUUGAAUACCAUAUCAAUUGGUAGUAGCUACGGAAGACGCAUUGUUGUUUAUCAUUCUUCACUUAAACCUAUGUAUUGUGAAGUAGACCUGGAAGAUGCUGAAAGGCACAAUGAAAAUAAUUCUAGUAUACAUCGAGCAUAUAGAACCCCUAAUGAAAGGAAGGCCCAAGAAAGAUUAUUUCAGUCACUUAAGCCUAAAAAGAUUGAUCCAAGUACAAGAUCCAAUCAACGCAAACAAAGUAAAAGGCCAGAUAUUCCUAUUUAUAUACCUAAAGCACUUAGGGGAUUAGCUAAUAAUACUGGUUCCAAAACUAGCAACACAAAUAGUAAUUUAAAUUCAACUGCAUCAAAUAAACUUGAUACUAAUUCAAGAAUUCAAGAUAGUUCAAGUAAUAAAUUAUAUUCUAAAGAUAUGAAAGGUUCAAUAUCAUUAUCUAAUCAUAAUCAACACAAUCAUAUUUUAUUAGAAUCUUUAGAUUCAUUUAAAUUUGUAGACUUAUCAAAUGAAAUGUUAAUUAAUGAUGUUAAUAAUGAAUUUAAAACUUCAUGUUAUGAUGCUUCAUCUCAGUUCUCUGAUUCUUUAGCUACUAGUAUUCUUCCAAAUUCAGUGGAUAUUAAUAAAAGUAAUUCAAAUUUAUCUGUAACAAACAAAAAAAUUAAAAUUAAAAAUCCCAAUUUAGACCAUAAUGAAUUAGAGUCUAAUAUUGUAGAAACUAUUUUUGACAACCGUGAUAGAGAUUCAACAAAAUGUGACUUUGUCAAUUGUAAAAGCAUUCAGAAUGAUAAACCAGUUAAUUUACCUGACUCUCAAAUAUUAGAAGAUGUCUAUGAUAAAAUUACAGCUGACAAUGUGUUAGUAUCUCAAAAAACUACACCAGUUAAUUUACCUGAUUGUCAAUUAUCAGAUAUUAAUGAUAAAAUUACAGCUGACAAUGUUCUAGUACCUCAAAAAACUACACCAGUUAAUUUACCUGAUUGUCAAUUAUCAGAUAUUAACGAUAAAAUUACAGUUGACAAUGUAUUGUUUCAAAAAACUAUAAAAUCAAUAGACAUGAAAGUUGAUGAUAAUAAUAUCUCGGAUAUGUCCAAUAGUAAUAACCAAUUACAUGAAACACAAAAAGAGAAUGAAGUAGUUUUUUCUGGUGUAUCUGGAUUAGAAUUAGAACAAGAACAUGAUACAAACUGUCCUCAUUAUUGCUUGAAUGAUAGUUUUAAUAGUGAUCCAUUAACAGAUGUAGAUACAAAUUAUUCUAAAAAUGUAAAUAAAGAAUUGACUGUCCAGCAAAGUUCAAUGUUAAUUAAUAAUUCUGAAAUAAAUAUUGAAAUUAAUGAAAAGAAAAAAAAAAAGAAAAAAGAAAAUAAAAAGAUUUUAGAUGUAGAUGAAUGUAGUUGGGAAGAUAUGUAUGAUAAAGAUGAUGAAUAUAUACAUCCUUUGCUUAUGAAAGAAUUGGUUUCCACAAUUGGUAAAGUUCAAGUGCAAUGUGCAAAAGAAGAUUAUCGUAAUUAUCAAACAAUUGAAGAACGUUCAGGUGAUGGGGAGUGUGUUAUUGAGGUGUAUGGUUUUUCUUCUGAAUUGAAAACUAUUGAUCUAAUGAAUCAAUUCGCUGUAUUUCGUAAAAAACAUUUUGAAAUUAUUUGGGUGGAUGAUACUCAUGCAUUAGCAGUAUUUGAAAGUCCACAUUUAGCUGAUCAAGCAUUGAACACACCAUUAGUACUAGUGAAAACAAGACCUCUUAAGAAUGCUACCAAAGAGUCAAAGCUUAGAGCUGCUACAAUUGUUCCUCUUCCAGCAACUAGGCCUAAAACUUGUACUGCAAUGGCUAGACGACUAGUGAGUAGUGCUUUAGGAUUAAAGAUGAAUGUAUCAGCGGAUCGUAUAAAUGCUGAGCGUACAUUGUUGGCAAAUGCUAAAGAGAAAAAGAUUCGGGAUGCUCAACAAAAACAUAAUGUUUGGAACAAUGAAUCAUGAUUAUCAUUACCACAGUAUACAAAAUACAGUCAAUUAUUUUUUGAAGUCAUUACAAUUUUUUAAGCAUUAAACUGUGGUUUGGGAAAUUUUA
Molecule: messenger RNA, 2638 nt
Organism: Melanaphis sacchari
Lineage: Eukaryota; Metazoa; Arthropoda; Insecta; Hemiptera; Aphididae
Exons: 7
Coding region: 388-2547 (719 amino acids)
Molecular function (GO): nucleic acid binding
Source: RefSeq, a predicted model, not a curated record